GGCAGCUGAAGCAGAGCGAUCCGUAGCGGGGUGAACCUGCCGAGGCGGCGAUGGGACCAGCGCGGAGGAAUGACCGCUUGUACAGGAAUUUGGGCUGAACUGCAUCCCGCCCGGGACAGGGCUGCGACCGUCGGCUCGGUCCGACUAUGGGACAGCGGGAAUCGUUGUCCCCUUCCGAAGGCUUUAUAGGUUGUGUGUUUUUUUAAUGUAUUUUUUUUUUUAGAUAAGAAUGGAUCCGGUCAUCAAAUGGGUGCCAAAGUUGACCCGGCGGUGUCCUCUGGAUGUUGCGGUGCUGCUUCCGAGACUCGACUAUAGAUUCCGAUGCUUGUGGAGAUGCAACCUCUCCCCGUGGGACGGGGGGCAUGAUUUGCGGCUGUAAAUAACGGGAGCCGACGGUGGAGGAGAUAACGGAAUUACCUCUCGGACCGAAGAACUGUGCGUGCCGCGCCGUUCACUCUGGAUGUCUCCAGGAUUUCGCUUUGCUACGGACACUGGAGUCUUCUAGACCCUCUGGACGUUGUUGUGAGUUGUGUUGCUACUCAAUGCAAUGGGCUGCAUCCAGAGUAUCAGGUGUAAGCCCAAGAGUUUCCGAGACAGUGUCAUCGUCCUGGAGGUGAACACUUCCAUCGACCCCAACCCCACCAGCAUCGACGAGUCAUCCAGCGUGGUCCUGCGCUACCGGACACCGCACUUCCGAGCUCAUGCCCGGGUCCUCGUCCCGCCGGUAGCCGGCAAGGAGACGUGGACCAUAGGCUGGAUUCAAGCCUGCAACCACAUGGAGUUCUACAAUACGUAUGGAAACAAAGGGAUGUCGAGCUGGGAGCUCCCCGACCUGCGUGAUGGCAAAAUCCAGGCCAUCAGCGACUCGGACGGGGUGAACUACCCGUGGUACGGCAACACAACGGAGACCUGCACCGUGGUGGGCCCCACCAAGAAAGACAGCAAGUUCACCGUCAGUAUGAACGACAACUUCUACCCCAGCGUGACCUGGGGCGUGCCCGUCAGCGACAGCAACGUGCCUCAGCUCAGCGGCAUCCGCCGCGACCAGAGCUUUACCACGUGGCUGGUGGCCAUUAACCAGGCCACCUCCGAGACACUCGUGCUGCAGACGAUCCGCUGGAGGAUGCGGCUCCACAUCCGGGUGGACCCGGAGAGGCCUCUGGGCCACAGGGCUGCUCUGAGCGAGCCCGUCGCCCAGGAGCAGCCCCAGAUCCUGGGCAGGAACGAGCCCAUCUCCUCCAACGCCAUGGUCAAGCCCAACGCCAACGACGCCCAGGUGCUGAUGUGGCGGCCAAAGAGCGGCGACCCCAUGGUGGUGAUCCCGCCCAAAUACUGACCCCGCUUCACCGACCGGACUGGCCUUGGAUACCUUGAUCGUAUCGUCUCUUAUUUCUUCUCUUUUAUUUUGUUCCCGCUCGUCACCAGCUCUCAAACCUAAACACCCCCCCCUUUGGCCACUAUAUUCUUCUCUUUUGUACAAAAAAAAAAAAGACUGACGGAGGGAAAACCAACAAAGAAACUGGCUGGGCUGGGGGGCUUGAAAAAACGCUUUUGAAACCGGAGUGAACAAACUGCAACCAUUCUACCUUCGAACCGGGUCGGGCGCACUGUGCUAAACGAAAUCAUCGCAAAAAGGAAACCGGAAUAAUCUAUUCUGUUUUUAUUUUUAUUUUUCAGUGUUAUAUUUGGGCUGCUUUGGGCCAAGUGACAUGAGGGUUCGUGAGUGUGGGUGGAUUUAAGUAUUUAUAUAACCACGUGUGCACACAUGCUACACACAUGGGUAUAACCGGUUGUGUUUUUAUUUAUGGGAAGAUUGCAUUUAACUUAUAUGUUUUGUUGCAUUGGUUGGACAUACUAGCUUUUAGCCCUUGCAAGACAUUCAAUCCAUGCUGCCUUAAGUUUACAUUGCUUUCCAUUGCAAACUUUUUAGCCUUAAAACACAGUGCAAUGCAGUACUUUGCUCAAUCGCAAACCAGUCUCUUCCAGACGUGUUGGUGCUGCGACUUGCGUGUGGGUUUAGAACAGGGACGACACCACAGAAGAAGACCCGGGGUCUGAGGGCUUUUACACAACGGACGUAUUGUCCCGCGACUGCAACCGGCACCGUGCGUGGACGCGGUUACACAACCAGAGUAGCCAGUUGUGUUUCAAGUGCAUUACGCAACAGAUACAGAGGACACCAGUGAAGCCAACGCUCGUCAAUAGCGCUCGACACAGUUUAACGUGCAAUAGCAGACGUACUCGACGGCACUCCUGCGCUAACCUCAUCUCAUUCACUUUAUCCCGUCUGCAGGCUUUUAACACCGCAGCACCUGUCUCCCUCGCUGCGUUUCACCCCAUCUCAGGGCCCCUCGUUCUUUCACUUCCCUUUCUCUCGUUGCACGCAUCCUGUCGGGCCCGCUCGGGUCUCGGCACAAGCAAGCAACCGGGCCUUUCGGUGCUGACGUCGAACGAUCGAUACUUGGCGAAAACAGCCGAGGGGAAGUAACUGGAGCCUCGAAAACUGGAGGGUGAAAAACAGCGGGAUGCUUGCCGGGGGGGGGGGGGCGUCAUGUCUUUUUAUUUGCAACCGUUGCCUUUGUUUGAAUUACUUUCACCCCUGCUCGUUCAGUGCUAACUCUCCCUCAUCUUCAGUCAUCUGUAACCUUCACCGACCCCCCCCCGGAGUGCUUCUUUCCACCGGGCUCUUUUUUCUUCUUCUCUCAUUUCAGCCUGUUGUCGAGGCUGAAGAACAGGAAGCGUGCAAGUUUGACUUUUCGGGCCCUGCCAGUCGUUGCUCUCGUUGCGGAAAUGUGGGGGUUUCCCUCCUUUUAUUUCACUGGCAGUAACGGACAAACGCGCAGGCGACACACAGCUCUGGUCGGCUAAAUCCCAACAUUAAAUCAAAAGGAGGCCUGUUGGGCUGUUAAUCUUUGAGAAUUGCUUCAGCUGCAAACUCCACCACUUAAAAACAGGGCGAGAGGCUGAUUUUGGCAUCACGGGGAGGCCGAAAAAUGGGAAAAACAUUAUUUAUGCACACAAAAUCCUUUUGAAUCUGUUAAUGAGCUCUGUACGUUUUUCACUUUUAGAUGUUCCAAACAACUGGCAAGCUCCAAGUUCCUGUGUUUUGCCUCAAACCAAAGAAAUAGUUUAUGUGCAAGUCUUACCUGCUUUUGCAUUUCACAAAGAUCAGUCACGCUGCUAUUUUUGCGUAUCGGCGUCUCCUUGCCAGCAACGCUAGAAAGGAUUCACCCAUCAAACGGUUCAGGCGGCCUUUAUUUGUGUUCUUUAGGACGUUCUGUACAAAACUAAUUCUCUUGUGAAUGAACUCAUAAGGCGAGUACUACAAUUUGUUUUUGGGGGAAACAUUUGAGGGCGUGACUGAUAACAAGCUGUGUCCAAGCUAAAUAUGAACUGUGUAUCAAAGCUUAAAGCUGAGCUGAGCUCAUAUGCAUCACGCAUAACAAGAGCUCAGCUUAACCGGAGCUCAGACGCCAACUUGUGAAGUCCAUUGCACAGCCUACGGGCUGUGCCGCUUUGCUCACAUUAGAAACUACGUGCUACGCGUCGGCCCUCCUACCCGGAUUGGUUUCACGUCCGACCACGACAGCCUUUGCUCCGCGCCGGGUCGCGCGGUGAGAAGAGAGAGGCGCUAUUGGGUGACUGCUGUCAUAAUUAGACCUGCAGUGACACAGUUGCAUGCCCUAGAUGGGCUGAGCUGUGCCAAGUCGGUGUCACCCCGGGGGCCCUGAGCCACGGUGGAGGUUUGAGUGAGGUUAAAUAGCGAAAAAAAAAAAGGGUCAGGGUCAAAGUGUCUGUGUGCGAGGCGAGCUGUCAAAGUCCUAAAAUGUACCGCGCACAGUGGAGCGAGCGGCGGCAACGAAUGAAAUCCAUUUGGUCAUUAAAGCCGGCCUAAAAUAACAUUGACAUUUACCAAACCCAACUUGGAUGUCAACCACGAGUUGUUUCAGUUGGUGGUUUGUUUCGAACGCAGCAGAGAGCGCUCAUGUUAUGAACUCCACCACCCCUUCACCCGACGUAGUAUUUGUAUCUUCCCCCUCGUGUCUUGUGGAUAGUACUUGAGCUGGACUCCAUGUAAUGUAAUUAAACCACGACACGCAAACACGCACGCGUGUGUGUGUGUGUGUGUAUUUGUGUGAGCGUGCGCGGGUUAAAUCUCAUUUGAGGGACUUUAGGUGGGAUGAGGAGUCCCACUGUUGUGCUUCUGCUGUUGUUGAGUCACGAUUCUCUCGCUCUCUCUCACUCACACACACACACACACACACACACACACACACACAGUGCAUGAAAGGUUAUGUCCUUAUCAUAAAACACGCACACAGACACACACAAACCCCCAGGGGGGGGGGGGUGGGGGGGGGGGGGGGGGGACGGCACAGGGGCAGAGCCCGCCGUGGUGUCUGAUUGUCGCGGCGGCACACUGGCAGUGAGAAGUUAUUUAUCAGCCCUGCACAUGUGGAGCGUCUGCACACACGCACAUGCUACUAAGCCAUAUGCACAAACACGCCUGUUAACCAGGAACCAGGAGCGGAUACAUGCUUUAAUGUGAACAAGAAAAGGUACUGAGCUCAUUGAGUGGGUGCCUAUCAACUAUCAACAGCAUGUAUUGUAGAAUAAGGGCAAAUUGUCUUGUGUGUGUGAAUCUGUUAGUAUGUGUUAGUGAUUUCAUGUUACAUGAAGAACUUCAUAAAUGCUUUACGUGCUUUAUUAGCUGGGGGGGGGGCGGCACAUUGUGUGUUUGCUGUACUGGCCCUCUGCCAAAGGUGCCAAAAUUGGACAAAGCCAAAACUAUGCAGUAGGUCACCGUUACUCACAACUCUUGGCAUUUAAUAACAGGCCUGUUUUCAGUUGAUGUUUUUUUUUUUUUUUAAAUGCAUUGUGCAUAUUUGUGCAGAACGCCGCCACGUGGACGCUUGUUUUGUGCUUGUGGGGCUGAGCCGAGUGGACGAAAAGGGAGGGCUACUACCUUUGCUCGUGAUCCUUAUGUUGUGAUUCAACAUCCCUUUAUUCAAACCAAUAAGACGUCCCGGGUUUACACUCGGGAUCGCCUGCCUUCAUUUAUCCGACGUGGACUUUUGGUAUCUAAAUAGGACAAAAGUUAGUUUAGCUGUUCUCUCAAAAAUAAAAUCCACACAGUCCAUAUGGUUAAAGUAUAACCCUAAAUGUAGCACAGAAGAUGAAAUGAGUGACUUUGUAUGUUCCUCAUUUUGUUUAGUUUGUUUUCUGGGAAUCCAGCACUGAAUAAGUUAAAGCAGUUUGUGUGCUUUUGUUUAGCUUUGACUUUUACACCAAUACUUGAAAAUGGGUCAGUUCUGGCAAAUAUUUAAAACUGUGAAAAUGCACAACACCGGGAAAACAAACCCGGAAAAAAAUAAAUAUAAAAAAAAGAAGAUAUUUUUCAUCAAUGAAUAAAAUGUACAAACAUCCUC
This is a messenger RNA of Gasterosteus aculeatus aculeatus (three-spined stickleback), 5429 nucleotides long. RefSeq names its product family with sequence similarity 78 member Ab (gene fam78ab). NCBI's taxonomy places the organism in Eukaryota, Metazoa, Chordata, Actinopteri, Perciformes, Gasterosteidae. The record is from RefSeq and is a predicted model, not a curated record.